UUUGACUAAAUUCUAUUCUAAGAUUUAUAACAGAAAAAUAAAUAAAAAGAACAAGUGAUGUUGCUAACGAUGUACGGCGUGAAAGUGUGGAACAAACGCAGGUCGGUAACGGUUUGCACAGUGAGUGGGUUUUGGAGAAGAGCGUCGCUGCGCUUCUGGAUUUCCUAGGGGGUAGGAGUUACCCGAUUGAUGGGGACCGGCUACGUAUAAAUACCCACCUCCUCGAAGGGGUAACCAUCAUUGUUCGCUCACCUUCUUCCUAACACAGACAUGAGACCGUUUGUGUUAUCCUCGUUUCUCCUAGCAGUCGCCUGCGUGGCAAAUGCCGGCGAGGCUAGCAAGGCCAGCAAAACUGAGAAACGCGGCAUCAUCAGCGAUAUCGGCGAUCAUGGUUCAAUCUCGAUCGGUGGAGGCCACGGAGGAAUCUCCCUUGGAGGCGGUGAUCUGGGCGGUCACGGAGGCGGCCUCGAACUCGGAGGCCACGGCGGUGGUCUUGGCGGAGGACUUGGAGGUGGACAUGGAGGAUUCGGCGGUGGACUAGGUGGAUUGGGAGGUGGAUUAGGUGGAUUUGGCGGUGGAAUUGGAGGUGGAAUUGGAGGUGGAUUCGGAGGUGGUGCCGGAGGCGGCGGCGGUGGUGGCGGUGGUGCCACCAUCAGCACCGUUACCCAAACCGUCGGCGUACCAGUACCAGUACCACAACCCUACACUGUCACCAGACCUGUUCCAGUACCAGUUGCCCAACCAGUAGCCGUACCAGUACCAAGACCAGUACCUGUCUCUGUGCCAGUACCACGACCAGUUGUAGUACCCCGUCCCGUACCAGUAACAGUAACCCGUCCAGUACCAGUAGCUGUACCAACUCCAGUCCGUGUACCAGUAGCUCAACCAGUCGCUGUUGAAGUACCACAACCCUACCCAGUCACCAUUCCACAACCAGUCGCCGUGCCUGUCCGUCAAACUGUCGUAGUACCAGUUGCUCAACCCAUCUUCGUAGGAGGAGGCGGCGGCGGUGGCGCCGGCGGUGCUGGUGGACUUGGCGGUGGUCUCGGAGGCGGUCUCGGCGGUGGACUCGGCGGAGGAUUCGGCGGUGGACACGGAGGUGGUCUCGGCGGUGGACUCGGCGGUGGACACGGUGGACUUGGAGGUGGUCACGGAAUCAGCAUCUCCUCCGGUGGAUACGGAGGCGGUUACGGAGGCGGCCACGGUGGAGCAUCCAUCUCUACGAUCUCCAUUGGUCACGGAUCCAGCUUGGGCGGUGGACAUGGAGGUGGUUUGUCCUUGGGUGGACAUGGAGGUGGUUUGUCUUUAGGUGGACAUGGAGGUGGUUUGUCCUUAGGAGGACAUGGAGGUGGUUUGUCAUUGGGAGGCGGUCACGGCGGUGCCACCAGCUAUUCCAGCAUCUCCUUGGGAGGUUCGUCCAAAUACUAAACGAAAUUAAGACUAAAGAUUUCAUUCGUCAUCUAUUACUCAUCCAAUCAUUGUCCACACAAUUUUCAUUGUCAAUGUGAUAACAGUAUUUUUUAUUGUUGAUUGAUGGCCUAACACCAUCUGUGUAUAUAUUUUUUACACGCAUAGAGAAAUAAAGCUAUUU
Aethina tumida (small hive beetle) is the source of this 1591-nucleotide messenger RNA. RefSeq lists its product as uncharacterized. The coding region runs from base 271 to 1428 and encodes 385 amino acids. NCBI's taxonomy places the organism in Eukaryota, Metazoa, Arthropoda, Insecta, Coleoptera, Nitidulidae. The transcript has 3 exons. The record is from RefSeq and is a predicted model, not a curated record.